Messenger RNA from Notolabrus celidotus (New Zealand spotty), 4362 nucleotides. It is a transcript of the gene rel, whose product is annotated as v-rel avian reticuloendotheliosis viral oncogene homolog. Lineage: Eukaryota; Metazoa; Chordata; Actinopteri; Labriformes; Labridae. Gene Ontology annotation, molecular function: DNA-binding transcription factor activity, RNA polymerase II-specific; RNA polymerase II cis-regulatory region sequence-specific DNA binding. Gene Ontology annotation, biological process: cellular response to stress; response to cytokine; innate immune response. Gene Ontology annotation, cellular component: cytoplasm. The transcript has 11 exons. The record is from RefSeq and is a predicted model, not a curated record. The coding region runs from base 100 to 2013 and encodes 637 amino acids.
CUCUAACAAAUAUCACAGUUCCUCUGCUAUCAGUCAUUCAGCUCAACCCUUUGACACAGAGACAUAGAGAGAGACAUUCAGACAGAGACAGACAGCAUCAUGGACGCCCUGCUGCCCUCCAUGCUCGAGGAUCCAAACCUGAUGGCUGAGCCGGCAGUGCAGGUCUUUGAGCAACCAAAGCAGAGAGGGAUGCGUUUCAGGUACAAGUGUGAGGGUCGCUCCGCUGGAAGCAUCCCUGGAGAGAAGAGCUGUGACAACAGCCGGACCUACCCGAGUGUGCAGAUCUUGAACUACAGUGGAAAAGGAAAGGUGCGAGUAUACUUAGUGACGAAGAACGAGCCAUACCGUCCUCAUCCUCACGACCUGGUGGGGAAAGACUGCAGAGAUGGAUUCUACGAGGCCGAGUUUGGACCUGAUCGCAGAGUCAUAGCUUUUCAGAACCUGGGGAUCCAGUGUGUAAGGAGGAGGGAGGUGAAAGACGCCAUCAUACAGAGGAUGAUAAAGAAGAUCAACCCCUUCAAUGUACCACAGGAGCAGCUGCUACACACAGAGGAGUACGACCUGAAUGUGGUGCGUCUGUGUAUCCAGGUUCACCUACAGGACGAGAACGGACAGUUCACCAGACCUCUGAACCCCAUCGUCACCAACCCCAUCUACGACAACCGAGCCCCGAACACAGCCGAGCUGAGGAUCUGUCGGGUCAACAAGAACAGUGGCAGCGUCAAAGGAAUGGAAGAGAUCUUCUUACUGUGUGACAAAGUACAGAAAGAUGACAUUGAGGUGCGAUUCUUCUCCUCUGAUGGCUGGGAAGCUAAAGGCUCUUUCUCCCAGGCUGAUGUUCAUCGUCAGGUUGCCAUUGUCUUCAAGACUCCGCCCUACUACAACACCUCCAUCAUAGAGUCUGUCACCGUACACAUGCAGCUACGCAGACCCUCUGAUCAGGAAGUCAGUGAACAGAUGGACUUUAGAUAUCUGCCUGACGACAAAGAUCCUUAUGGUUUCAAUGCGAAGAAGCACAAAAUACAGAACACGAUGGCCAUGACAGGACUGUCAGGUGUUCGUUUUGCUGGUCUGGCUAUGAACAGGCCCAAGGCAGUACCAAAGAGCACUAUGGGUCACAUGCAAAAAGACCUCAGCAGAAUCUACCCGAAGCAGCAGCCCACACCUAUGAUGCACCAUCAACCUGUUUUCAACCAGCAAUACCAACCAAGCCCUCAGAGUGUAAUGCUGCCAUCACAGGCCCUAAACUUACCAGUUAACCAUCGAUGGGCCAGUCCUAACCCCCAACUCUCCAUGGAAACAGUCACCAUCAACUCACCCGGUGCCAUGAAUAACAUGUCCCGUCCUCAUCCUAACCCUGGAAGGCUGCAGACGAGCCGUGGACCAGGUUUCUCCUACAGAGUGGAGCAUGGCAACUUUGAAAAUAAUGAUUUACCCGAGCUCUCCAUGACAGACUUGCAGUGCUUGGACCCAGUCUCACAAGCAGCUGGACUAAGCCAGCCGGAGUCCCAGGCCCUCUACCACCUGCAGCAACAAAGGACGGAUCUUGCCUCUGAGCAAAAGAGCCAGAACCAUCCAGAGUACCAAGGUCACCCGACUGCAUGGCCCAAUUUCACCAACCUCAAUCAAAUUCAGAACCCCUUUAAUGGGUCAGUACCUGGAGGUGGAGGGGGAUCACAAGGGCUGGGUACUUUCUCCUUCUUGGAGGGAAUGGAAGGGGAUGAUUUUGUGAAGGGCCUGGUGGGAGAGUCUCAACCCACCUUCCAUUUGAAACAAGAACCUCAGAUGUCAUUGGGACAAGAAACCCAUUCUCCACUCAUGCAAUCCCAGAGAGAAAGCCAAGGAAACACUUACACCAACCUGCUCCCUCGUGCCAUGAACAACGGCUCCAAUAUGGAUCCACUGAGGCGGGACUGCAGUGGCAACACGCAGCCUCACAAAAAUCUGCAAAAUCCUGAAGGCCACUUUCUAACCCUUGCUGACUAUAUCAAAUCAAGUAAACAAAGCAACUGAAAGAAGCUAGUUUAAUGUAUGGCACAGAAACAGCUCAGAGAAUUAUGUGGAUCUUGUUUAGCUGUGUAAAGCUAGUCAUUUGGCCUUACCCAUUCUUGUUAGAACCACAGUCUAUGGACUUUGGCUCAGAGGGCAUCAAGGUGGGGCUAUUACAUUUGCAGGAAUGAGGUCAGAACUAUGUUUGAUCAAUAACCAAAGACAGUUGUGUCUAGGUGAUACCACUGAUAAUGGACUGGUUCUUUCUUAGACAAACAUGUCAUAUAGAAUGCUUCUCAUUAGCUUUGCAAAAUCUCCCAUCACUUGUACGCUGAUGACACUCUGUUGUACUUCUCAUUAGUGGCUGAUCAGACAGGGCUGAAAACAUGCAGGGAGGAAUUGAUGCUGUUAAGGGUGAUAAACAAAAACUUUCUUUAUUGCUCCUGAUAGCCUGUAGACAGAAAUCAAGUAGAAUCUUAGUGCCCUAUCCUCUGUGUCACAGUCUACUCUGCAGGAUCUUGGUGUUAAUUUUAACCAAUCCUUGAGUUUAGAUGCUCAGGACACUGACCUGGUCUCAUCCACAUAAUGAAUAAAACUAAGGUCUUCAACCAAUUAAUUGUUUCAAUCGCUAUCAAUCACUUUUUUAAGUGAAUGUUUAUGCAAAAGGUUUAAAAGUCCAGAUUAACAAUGUAAAGCAAUUGUUACCAUUGUCUUGAUUUGGGAAUCAAAUUAAUCCAAUGAAGCCUUCAUCAGUGCUGACUGUCACUAAUUUCUCAAGUGCUGUAGUUAAGUCUUAAUUUAGUUUAAUCCAGAAGUCUAUGGUGACUCAAACACUCCAAAAUAGUGCUCUGCUGGAUUCUGGGAUUCGGUUGACAGCUACAACUUGAAGUAUUUAAGUAAUGUUUUAAUUCCAUUUGACUCAAAGUGCGUAUUACUUUUGACUGGUCAACUGAGCUGUCACUCGUCACCUUUUUUAAGCAAAAUGUCUUUUCAAAAGUACUGUGGUGUUUUUGUUGUUUUCCUUUAAGGUGGCAACAGGAAGCUGGAAGGUGCUGCAGCAGCUUAACUACAGUGUGCUGGGAGGGACAAAAUAUCCCACAAUUGAAUGAAAUCAUCUUGGUUUUGGACCUUAAUGGCAUUGCAACCAACACAUUAACACUGACAGCUCUAAAUUUUACCAAACUUACUAACUUAACGUCCUGCUUUGUUAAAAACUGAAACUUAGAUUUUUAUGCUGAAUUAAUCCAAUUACAUUUAGACUGCUGUAAAUCUUUUUUCAUUGCCUUGCCUUUAAUUAACAGUAAACCUUUUACACACAGUUCAGCUGACAAUCACAGAAAACAUCUGUUUUAACCAUCUGUUCUGGCUCCCUGUUAAUUUUAGGACUCUUGAUUAAAUUUACUGACAGAGCUCAAAAUGAUCAGGCUGCAACACAGUGUCACUCGACAAGUUCUUAUUUACAAAAAAAUGUAUGUUGUUAUUCCAAACAGAUUCCGGCCCAAGAAAUAACUGUUCCCAAUCCCUCCCACUGAUCCACAGCUGUGUUUGGUGUCCAGCUGCUGGUUUUAUUGACCUCUGAGUGUAAUCCCUCGACUAGUUAAUGACAGUCAGCUCACCUGAGUCCAGCUGGCUUCUGUUUGUGGAUGAGUUAGAGGACUUUAUUGUCAAGCAAUUAAACAAUGAGCACAUCUUUUCAAAGAAGUGAAUAUAAUAUCGUGGGUAUUUUUCUCAAGUGAACUUUGAUUCACUGUCCAUUUUAUUGUCAAUAUCAAUGUUUUUAGGGGGCAAGAGUAAAAGGAUGUGAGGGAUUUUUCAAAUCCAGCAGAAUUAUUUUUUUUAUAAAAUUGUACUUAUUUCUUUGUAAAGAAUGUUGACAUUUUCUCCUUGUUGAUUGUUACAGCAGAGUAUUUGCUGUUCAGUGCACUCUGUAUAUACAUGUCAGCCUCAUUUGAGAGUGACAGCAGUAAACUUUCUGAAAGCAGCGAGCUGUCAGGUACUGAAACUUCCAUUAAAGAAGUGGGAGGGAACAUUUUUAGCGUGGUGUUUCCUUUGUAAUGACUAUGUCAUAGCAGUGAUCACAUUAUUCAGAGUUCUCAGAGUACUUAAACCACAUGUUGUACAUACUGUAUACAGAUGUUUUAUUUAGCUUACAGAGCUUCUUAUCAGAGGAGACAUGUCUGAUUAUGAACAAACACUGGCUCCUGCGCAGGAUUCAUGUCUGUCAGCUGUAGCCUGGAUCAUCCUGACAUGUUGCCUCUUUUAUUUUUUACAGAUUCUUUUGCUUUCAAGAAUUUAAGUGACUUUUUGUAAGAACUGUUAUUUCGGGACUUUUGUACUUGAUUUUUUCUUAAUAAACAGAGUCUCUGGGAUUCA